ACACUACUGCUCUGUGCCGACUCAUCGUCUGGGAAACCACCGUCCAGUAUAAAACCCACAGCCAGAAGGCAUUGACUUUUUCAGGAAAAGCAGUGUACACUUUUCACGUUUGUUGUUGGAUCAAGUGGUGACCGGUUGCGUAACGGUGAUGCGCAAAAUCCAACAUAGAUCAAGUUUUACGACACAUAGAUCGAAGUAGUUCUGGGUUUUGUUUGUUUUUUCAAAAGAAAAGUUUUGGUUCGGGAUUGCUUGAAACAGAGAGCAGAACUUAAACUGGUUUAGAACUCGGCUGGACAUGGCAGAGGGAGACUUCUACACGAUGGGAAGCCGGCAGAGGUUUCCCAGAGAUCCGUUUGGAGAAUCACCGUUCAGGGAUCAGUCUCCGUUCAGGGAUCAGCUCGCGUCUCGGUUUAUGGAUGAUGAAUUUGGGAUGCCACCUUUCCCCGAGGAUUUGUCAAUGGACUGGCCGGGUUGGGCUCGGCCGGGUCGGCUCAGCUCGCGCCUCAGUUCUUCGCCCUUCAGCAGUAGUUUACGCACAGGUUUCCCGUCGCGCCAGUCCACGGGAGGCCCAACGCUGUACACCAGCAGGUACGGCGAGCCUUCCUCCCGGAGCUCCCCCACCACCACCGGGGGGGAACCGUGGAAAGUUUGCGUGAACGUCCACAGCUUCAAACCAGAGGAAUUAAACGUCAAAACGAGAGACGGAUUUGUAGAAGUGUCAGGAAAACAUGAAGAGAAGCAGGAAGAAGGAGGCAUAGUGACAAAGAAUUUCACAAAGAAGAUUCAGAUCCCGAUAGAUGUGGACCCUCAGACCGUUUUCGCCUCUUUGUCCCCCGAGGGCGUCCUCAUCAUCGAAGCCCGGCAGACGCCUCCGUAUUACCUCUUCAGCAACGAGGGCUCCCAGGGUGGAGACACACAGGAGGUGGAGGCCCUUAAGCUCGAAGAGGCCCCUAUGGUCUAAACCUCCACCUCCUCACAAACCUAACAAAUCGUCCUGCACAAUUAAUUACAAGUUUGAUACAAAAUGUGUGGCCUUCAGCUUCAUGUUGUUAGACACCUGGGAUUCAAAUGUGUAAAAGGCAAAUAGGGAAGUCCUGUUUAAUGGAUUUAUUAAAGCUGCAGAAAGAAAAGUUAUGUAUAACAAGCAGAAUGGUGAAAAGCCUCCUCUCCCUACUGACACAGAUGCUAUAGAUUUGCCCCAUUGCCCAAAUGAAAUUUGGGUACCAUUUCUCUUUCAUGUUAGAUGUAAACCCAAAAUCCAAAUGUCCAGAAGAAACUUAAGAAGUCUAUUUUUAACUCCAUUGUGUCUUUUCUUACAAAAUGAUUACAGACCAGCAGGUUUGAUAAACAUACAAUUUCAUGUAUAUCUUCAGAACAGCACUUAGUGUUUUUUAAAUGACCACCUGGAUUUUUUUAAAGAUCACAAAUGUUCAAACCGCUACAGCUUGCGGAGCCUUCGGUGUGUUAACUUGUUUGUGCAGCUUUAAUAUUCUAUAUGGGUAUAUCCUGUGGUUAAGCAACAGCUGUUGGGCCACUGAUACAUUACAUGUCAUAGCAUUUUCAAUUAUCAGUAAGUUAAUAUGACGCAGUAUGUGAAUCAAAUUUAAAAUGAACAUGCAAUUAAUUUUGUUGAACAUUGCAUCAAUUGUAUUGUAUGUGUUUUUCUUGGUUUAAAAAAAGACAAAUGUGCCUUUAUUUACUUUAGUGCCUUGACUUCCUUCAGUGCAACAGUUGUUUAUCUUUUGAGUUAAUGAAUGUCACAUAAACUGACAAGAAACGAAAGUGAGUUACCUUUUGUGAUUUCAUUAGAUGCUGAAUUGUGUGCAUUAAUACUGUAUUCUACCAAAGUGUAUUGUAAAUAUACUUCAAUAUGUGCCAAUUCAUUAUAAAUAUUAAUCUGAAGUGUUCCAGGUUUUGCAAUAUGGUUUGCAUUUGUUUCUUUUCUAUCGGAGCAUUCAGGAAGAUGGCUGCAUGAUUUUUGGAGCGGACAGACUGACUUGUUUGCCAAAGACGUUUUGUUUCCUGCCUUUUUCUGUCUAUGUCUUUGUAUUGGCUGAUGCAAUAAAAAUGUCCAGCCAAUCUCCCA
Molecule: messenger RNA, 2086 nt
Organism: Perca flavescens (yellow perch)
Lineage: Eukaryota; Metazoa; Chordata; Actinopteri; Perciformes; Percidae
Gene: hspb8
Product: heat shock protein b8
Exons: 3
Coding region: 296-961 (221 amino acids)
Biological process (GO): cellular response to unfolded protein
Cellular component (GO): nucleus; cytoplasm; protein folding chaperone complex
Molecular function (GO): protein homodimerization activity
Source: RefSeq, a predicted model, not a curated record